AUGCCAAAAACGUUCUCUGUGUAAGCAGCAGCUCACUCUCACAAAUGGAGGAAACGGCGCUGUAAAAAGACCACACUUUUGUAAACACAAUCAUAUUAUUGUCAACGGCUAAAUACAGGAAUUUCAAUGUCAGUGGCAAAUGCUAAACAGACCAUUCUCAAUCCGACAGUUCCCUUCACAGAGAUCAUACCGGGUGGUCUUCUCCUUGGAGAGAUGAUUGUUAUUCAGGGAUGUGUUAGUAAUGAUGCUGACAGGUUUCAGUUUGAUCUGACAUGUGGCAGCAGCACUAAGCAACCGGCAGACAUUGCCUUUCGCUUCAAUCCGCACUUCAGUUCUCCACGGAUUGUGUGCAACUCCUUACAACAUGGAAGCUGGGGCAGAGAGGACAAUAUGGACCUGAUGCCUUUCAAACAGGGAGCAUUCUUUGAGACCAUCAUCCUGGUGCUCUGUGAUGUUUUCAAAGUGGCUGUAAACGGUGCUCAUGUUUUGGAGUACAAGCACAGAAUUCCUCUUGAGAGGGUUGACACAUGUUCAGUCUCUGGAAAAGUAGAAAUACAUGCAAUCAGCUUUGUCCCUGAUUCAGCUGUAUUUUCAAAAUCAGAUGACCUUAGCAUACCCUACAAAGGCAGUUUACUUAGAGGGCUCACUCCAGGGAAGCAAAUAACAAUCAAAGGGCAUAUCAGUUUAUUCCCUCACAGUUUCACUGUUAACCUGAGGUGCAGUCGAUCAUACAACAUUGCUCUACACCUCAACGCACGUGUCAAAACAGGCAUGCUCAUCAGGAACUCUUUUCUUAGCCAGUCAUGGGGCCUGGAGGAAUGUGAACUACCAUACUUUCCUUUCUCUGCUGGAAACUACUUUGAGAUGAUCAUCCUGUGUCAGUCUUAUCAGUUUAAGAUUGCAGUAAACGGAUCACACCUACUGGACUACAGACACAAGGUUCAAAACUUUAGCUCCAUUGACCAGCUGGAGAUUCUGGGUGAUGUGGAACUGCAGAGCAUUCAGUUGUGGAUGUGAUGGAUUCAAAUGUGAGGGAAACACUUCAGAAGUGGAACCUUGAAACAUUAAUUUCAAAAACAAAGCUCCAGGCCAUGUCACCGCCACACCAGAGUCAGCUCCAGGCCAUGUCACCGCCACACCAGAGUCAGCUCCAGGCCAUUUCACAGCCACGCCUCAGCUUGCUCCAUGCCAUGUCACAGCCACGCCUCAGCCUGCUCCAUGCCAUGUCACAGCCACGCCUCAGCCUGCUCCAUGCCAUGUCACAGCCAAGCUCCAGACUGCUCCGUGCCAUGUCACAGCCACGCCUCAGCCUGCUCCAUGCCAUGUCACAGCCAUGCCUCAGCCUGCUCCAUGUCAUGUCACAGCCAUGCCUCAGCCUGCUCCAUGCCAUGUCUCAGCCAAACUCUUGACUGCUCCAUGCCAUGUCACAGCCAAGCUCAAGACUGCUCCAUGCCAUGUCACAGCCAUGCCUCAGCCUGCCCCAUGCCAUGUCACAGCCAGGCUCCAGAAUGCUCCCUGCCAUGUCACAGCCGAACCGCAGUCUGCUCUAUGCCAUGUCACAGCCGAACCGCAGUCUGCUCCAUGCCAUGUCUCAGUCAAACUCUUGACUGCUCCAUGCCAUGUCACAGCCAAGCUCCAGACUGCUCCAUGCCAUGUCACAGCAGAACCUCUGCUCACAAGUUUUAUUCAAGUCAAGUUUUGUUUGUGUCAAGUCUAGUUUAGUCAUGUUUCUAGUUAGGAUUUUUGGAUCUCACU
This is a messenger RNA of Xyrauchen texanus (razorback sucker), 1755 nucleotides long. RefSeq names its product galectin 8b (gene lgals8b). Gene Ontology annotation, molecular function: carbohydrate binding. NCBI's taxonomy places the organism in Eukaryota, Metazoa, Chordata, Actinopteri, Cypriniformes, Catostomidae. The transcript is spliced from 9 exons. The record is from RefSeq and is a predicted model, not a curated record. The coding region runs from base 127 to 1017 and encodes 296 amino acids.